This is a messenger RNA of Caenorhabditis angaria, 7327 nucleotides long. The record is from the annotation of a GenBank genome assembly. NCBI's taxonomy places the organism in Eukaryota, Metazoa, Nematoda, Chromadorea, Rhabditida, Rhabditidae.
AUGUUCGCCCGAAAGGGCAAAUCAUCAGAUAUUCAAGCGAGUAUAACUCGUUUCACUGAUUUAACUCGUGACGCAGUCAGUCGUGUAAAACAUCUCAAAAUUCUUCUCGACACAUUGACCACAAAUGUAAGCUGAUCACAAAUCGAAUAAGCUUCCUAAUGAAGUUUGUUUUUUUUUUAGGAAAAACGACAAUUUCUCGAUGAGCACAGUUUUGAGACAUUCCAUUUGGUUGAUGAAUUAUUGAUGGUCAACGAUGCUAGUAAUCAGGUUUGGAUCUUGAUUUUAUAGUAAAUCAUAUGAAUACAAGUAUUUCAGAUAGACACAGCGAUUGAAGCUGAAAGUGGAUUAUGGACAUUGGAACAAGUCCUAUGCUUGGCACCUGAAUUAGUUGGAAGUGGAUGGCAGCGGCAUGCAAUCGAAUCGCUUCUCAAAAAAGCGUUUCAUCCAACAAAUCAUAUGGCUGUGAGGAAAAUCGCAAUGCGAUUGUUUUUGACGUUUUAUCAGUGUUUGGGAGUUUAUGGCAAGGUUAGUUAGCUCGCUAAUUUUUGAAUUUGAGUUUUUUUUAUCGAAAAAUUUAAUCAUAUUCGAUUUCAGGCAACUCCUGACCUUGAUCGUGUAUUUCAAUCGAUUCUCCCAUUUUUCCCACUCAAAAGUGGUUUGAGUACAGAUGAUGUGCUUUUGGAGUAUUGUCUUUCGUCUGGAACUGGAGACUGGUGCGAGAAAUUGCGAAUCGGACAAUUCAGAAAAAGUGUCUCGGCAAACCUAUCAACCAAAGAAAAAGCACAAACAUUGCAGUUGUAUUUGGAUAAGUUUUUGGAAUAUUGUACAAGAGAAACGGGGAGAAUUGAAUGGAAUGAUGAUUCGAAACGAUUGGAGUGUGCGAAAUUUCUCAUUGAUAGGUUGGUUUUCAUGAUUUUUGCAAAAAAAUCUGAAUUAGAAUUCGAAGCAUGUUUUCCUUUAGAAUCAUCAAACUGUACAUGAGCGAAUGUUUCGAAGAACUCGAAUCAAAUGGAGUUGAUGUCUUUGGUGGUUGGGAAGGUGCAGAAGAGCAGGGAAAACUUCUUGACACAGCAGAUCCGGUGGUUAUUGCAAGAUAUUGGUUGAUUCGCUGGAUCAAUAAUAUCGCAUCUGCUACACAUCAAUCUUCAAAUUCUUCACAAUCUACACAAACAUCAUUACUGUUAUAUCGACAAGCUUUGUUCUCAUCUCAAAAGGCAACAAAUGUCGCAUUGACUUUAAUGCGUGAAGCAAUGACACUUCCAAUCGCAUGUAGCAGUGUUACUCAUAAAGUUGUGAAUGUUCUUGCCACGUGGCUUCUUCAAUACGAAAUUCCACCAUUUGUGCAAUCUGGUGAAGUGUCAAUCGAGAGAAGUUCUUUGCUAUUGUCGAAUAUGAUGCUCAGCUUUUUUCAUUCGCCAUAUUUGAAACAAUCGGGAGAGAAGUUGAAUUCCGCGGUUUCCAUAUCCUUCUCAAUUUUACAAUCAUGCAAACAACUUGUUGCGCAUCGAAUUCAACUUCCAAAACCGUUGCCACAAAAGUUUUGGUCAGAAUUGAUGUUGGGUCUUUGCAAUUGUGGAGUUAGAAUAUGUUCGCAAAAUGACUCGUUUUCUCAACAAGUUUCUCCGGCUUUCACAUCUACAAUUAUUUCAAAUGUUGUUAUUAUUAAGGUACGGAUUUUAUUCAUUAAACUUAUAAUUAUUGAAAGUUUAAGGCUGUUCGACGCAUCGAAAUUGAGGACGAUAUUUGGGAUGAUGUUCACGAUUUUAUGAAAAAAGGAGUUUGGAUUUCAAUGGCUGAACAAUGGUCAACGGUUUGUAAACUACAAAAAAAGCUUUUUUAGCAUUAAAAAAACCAAAAAUGUGAUCCACUAACGGUAGUUUUAUUCAUUUUCACCAUUUUCUCAACACAUUCGCAGCUGAACAAAGUUGAAGCUGAAACGCAUUUUAGUAUCCAGAAAUGCUAUUUCAAGACAUUCUAGCUUGAUUUGUCCUUUCGGCUGAUUAGAAGGUCUUGAAAUAGCAUUUCUGGACGCGUUUUAGCUUCACUUUAUUCAGCUGGGGAAUGUGUGGAGCAAAUUGUGGAAAAAUGAAUGAAAAUACCGUUCGUGAAUCACAUUUUUGAUUUUUUUUAAACGUUCGUGAAUCACUGCACUAUAUCUAAAGUCAUUUUCAUUCCAGAUAGUCAACAGUGUUACUCGUGCAUUAAUUCUGCAUCUCGCACACGUCGAUCUAUUCUCCCGAGAAGAAUCGAUGAGAAAAGCCACAGAAACCCAACGAAUUUCGGCGAUUCGCAGGCAAGCCGAGUCAUCGGGCGGUGCUAUUAUGCUAGAGGAAACCAGGAAAGAAACAAUUGAUGCUGGAGAUAGUUUGAAUUCAACUGAAGAUAAUGUAUUUCAUGAUACAGAUGAUAUUACAACCGCGGUUACUGUAAGUGAAACAAAAAAUGAUUUUUUAAAUAUUUUUAUAAAUUGUUUUCAGUCAUGGUCUGGCGAUAAAUUAGCGUGGCUUCAAACUUGGCGACGUGUUAUUAGUUUGGUUGAUCCGUAUACAACAAAUUCAAAUGCGAACGUGGCAAUUGAUUGUUUAUCAAAUACAAUUUGCAAUUUAUUAUCCGUAAAUCUUCACCCGCUUGCUCAUUGGAUUGCCUGUCGUUUGGUUACAGUUCCACACUCAUUAUUAUCUCGAUGUGUUCCAGCGUUAUCAGCGAUUUUGAAAGAUUCAACAAUUCGCCAACCAUCUCCCCUACUUUCCGCAAAUAUAUUAUUAUGUUUCAUUCGAUUGAUGCAAUCAAAAGAUCAAUUGGUGGUUCCAGCAAUUUGUGGAUUAUCAGCCAAAGAAUUAUCGAUUGUUUCACCAAGAGCACUGGAACAUCUUCCAAAAAUGUUGAGUGCUGCAAAAGCAUCGAAAGAUGCCAAGGUUUCGGCGAACUCUUUGAAAUUGUUUUCAAUGCUUGCUUCUUCGUAUCCUGGUGCGGAAGAUGUUCUACUCGAUCAAUUGAAUUUGACAGAUGUUUCGGAAAAUGCGGUUGUUAUUGUGAACACGUUAGCAAUUCUAAUUGUUCAGCGAGCACAAAUUGAUCUGGUUCUCACAACUAUGAAAACAAUUGAAGCACAUCAAUUCGCAAUGCGACUUAUACCAUUAUUUUGCUCUUCGAUCGCGUCGUUGGCUCGAUUUAGUAAUUCUGGAUUAUUGCAAGCAUUGCUCAGAGCAGCAAGUCUUCUUCGAGAUGAAAGAAAUCGAACUGAAGUUGAAUGGCAGAUGGUUAAAUUGUGUAUGCAAUCGAAUCAACAACAAUAUCCAUUGGUUGUUCGUGGAAUUCUUGCUGAUAAACAAUCGGUUUUACAAGGAGAAUUGAUUACGAUGGCUGGACAAUAUCCGUUGAAAGGAUUUGAAGUUUCAAGAUGGAAUUCGGUGGAAACUACACCGAAGAUACCAGCACUUAAUGAUGUCAAUGAUAAAACAGUUUUUAUCAAUCGAAAUAGUUCGAUUGUGAGCAUCUCCCGAAAAUCUGAUGUAACCUGUCGAACUGUUGUUGGAAGACAUGUUUGGGAACUUGACACAUUUGAUGAACCAAGAAAACCCGCGCAAAAUGCGACAAAUUGGCUGAAAAAAGAGGCGGCUAAGGGAAAGAAACCAGGAAGAGAAUCGCAGGGAAUACUCGGAGCGAUGGAUGAUCCAUUCGAUGAAUUGCCAGAAACACGGCCGAGUUCGGGUUAUUCGGAUACAACAACAUCGCCGAUUGAGGGAAGUGCACAGUUUGCGGCGAUGAUUGAGACGAGUCGCAGGCAGCCGCAGCCGAUUGGGAAUUGUUUGCAACAUGAAGUUCCUGGAUUUGUUCCGAAUACUAGGUUUGUUUUAUUAUUAUUUUUUGAAUGGCCUCGGCCUAGAUUCAACUCUAGAUUGUCCGAAUCAGGCCUGUACCGGAAAUUUUCCGGUUUUUUUUAAGGAAAAAUCAAUUUUCCGGUUUUCCGGUAAAUGUGAGAAAAUAUUUUCAAUAUUGCCUAAAUUUUGGGAAAUUUUCUAAGUUUAUGAUUAAAAAAAAUUUUUUUUGGAAUUUUUUAUAAAAUUAUUCGAAUUUUACUAUUUUUUGAAUGUAAAAUGUCUCAAAUAGUUACUAAAUUACCUGUGAAUAGAAGAAUUGUAGAUAAAAAUAAGUUUUAGUUCCAACUUAAAGCUGAAAAUCGAAAUUUCAGACCUUGAAAAAUUUUCCGGAUUUUCCGGUUCAAAAAAUCUGGUUUUGGACCUCUGGGGCGAAAUCCACAACAAAAGUGGUCUACCAAAAAUUGCUGAACAAAAUUUUUUGGUACACCAAAUUUUUCUUCAGUAAUUUUUGAUAGACCACUUUUGUGAAUUCGGCUCCUGAACCGAUUUUUUCCAUUUCAAAAUUCCCACCAACAUAAAUACCUCAAAAAAUUUGCAGACUUCUCGAAUGGCGUUCACUUUCCGCAUCACUUGGCUUUGUUCCAACAGUUUCGCAUGUUCAUCCGAAUUUCCAACGUGAUCUCAAACAUCUCGAUCAAACUUCUUCUCGUGAAGUACACAAAGUCGCCGUGAUUUAUGUCGCUGAAAAUCAGGAGGAUCGAACAACGAUUCUGUCGAAUAACCAAGCAUCGGAGGAUUUUGACGAGUUUGCCGGUGAACUUGGUUGGGAAGUUCGAAUCGGAAAAGGGCACGAAGGAUAUGGUGGAGGAUUGCCGGUUGAAUCGCGUGCACCCUAUUAUUCGGACGCCGAAACUGAAGUCAUAUUUCAUGUGAGUAGUUGGUUGAAUGGAGAUGUUCAACACAAAUGGAAACAUAUUGGAAAUGAUGAGGUUCAUGUUGUGUGGACGGAGAAUUCUCGAAAAACCUAUACACGCGAAACAAUUGCGACGAAAUUUUGCGAUGUUUUGAUUGUUUUGGAGAAUGUUGGUGAUAAAAUGGUGCGAGUUCGAGUUGACACGUCAUCGAGUUUGGAAUUUGGACCACUUUUUGAUGGAGCACUCGUUUCACAAUCCGAAUUGGCGAAUUUAGUGAGAUCAACUGUGGUGAGUGGUCUUACAAGGGACUUACAUUAGGGUGAUAACGGGUUUUGAAAUAAGGCAAGUACAUUCUUAUGUAAGUCGCCGCGUUGAUCACGAUGCCGCAAAAAUUAGCCGCUGAGCUCCAUUUUGAGCCGCGCAAAUGAGCUGCGAAGCGAAAAUUCACGAAAUUUUUUUCACGUUUCUUUGGAAAUUAAAGCAAUUUUUCACGUGAAAGUUUCUGACUCAAACAUUUUUGGUGUCAACUUUUCGAUGGUCCCAAAAUCGACUUCAAACACCAAUUUUCGAAAAAAUAUCUAUUCUACCCAAAACUUACUUAUUUCAUAUGAAAAUUGAGAUUUUCUGAGCAAACUUUGGAGCUCAGCAGCUAAUUUUCGCGGGAUCGUAAUCAGCGCGUCGAUUUACCUAAUACUGCGCUUAUCUCAUUUCAAAACCCGUUCACCCUUAUCGAAGUCCCUUAAUAUCUUUUUUUCUUCAAAAUUACAAUUUUCUCCAGAUAAAUGCUUCACGUGCAUAUCGAUUAGCUCGAAUCGAACAUUCCCGUCCACUUCGACAUCGCGAAGAAGUAUUUUAUAACGAAGCGGUUGCUCAUAUGAAACCAAUGAGUUUGGCACAUUCAAUUAAUCAUCUUUAUGUACCAACUAUUUAGGGGGUUUAAUAUAUUUGGGUAGGUAUUAAAGUUGCACAAUAUUCUAUAAUGCUUUAUAUAUGUGAUUUUGCGAAAAAUUUGUGAUAUUUAUACUCAUUGUGAAUAUUUUUAUUUAUUUAUUGAUUUUCCAUAAAUGUUUUAUUCUUAUUUUAAGAUUUCUCGAUUUUUUGUGUCGUUUUUACCGAUUUUAAUACAUUUUAACACUAAAUAAAGAAUAUUCUAACAAAAAAUCCAUUCCAGAUGAAUAUUUUACACCACAAAUCAUGGCAUGUUCGCACCAAAGCGAAUAUGCAAAGAGUUCGGCGAGAUGAGGCGAAAGCGGCCGAAGAAGAGCAACGAAUUUUGGAUCGACAAAUUCAGGCGGAAAAUGAGCGAAGAAUUGGUGUUUUGAGACAACGAGCCGAGCAAAAAGUGAAUAGUUUAUUUGGAGAAUCGAGUAGUGAAGCGGCUGGAACAUCAUCGAGAGAUGUUUGUAUUUCGGAUGAAACUGGACAUGUUAAUUUAUUCCAAGUGAGAUUUUGAGAAAAUUUGGGAGAGGGAGAUGAAACUAGAGGAAAAUCCGGAAAAUGAUCUUUAGUAGUAAUAUUUUCAAAAUUGCCUAAAUUUUGGGAAAUUUUUUCAGUUUAUGAUAGAAAAAAUGAAAUUUUUGGAAUGUUUUUUUCAAUUGUUCAAAUUUUACUAUUUUUUGAAUGUAAAAUGUCUAAAAUAGUUACUAAAUUACCUGUGAAUAGAAGAAUUGUAGAUAAAAAUAAGUUUUAGUGCCAACUUAAAGCUGAAAAUCGAAAUUUCAGACUUUGAAAAAUUUUCCGAAUUUUCGGAGUACCAGAAAAAGUGUCUAAACCAAAAAAAUUCAAAAUUAUGAAUUUUUCAUUUGGAAUUUGUUUAUCUAAAGAUCAUUUAGUAACUAUUUUGUUCAGAGCUUCAAAAAACAUUCAGAAAAUUUUUUUCCUUGAAAAUUGAGCGAUUCUGAAGAUAUCAUAACUAAAAAGAUUUUUCAAAAAGACACCGAAAAGUUUAAUAUGAGAUUUUCCGAAAUUAAAAUUUUGACAGCAAAAAGUUUAAUAUGAGCAAUGCCCUGAUUUUUCAAAAAAAAACCUUCAUAAUUUCAGGAUCUCGAACGAGAAGAGCGCAAAAAUCUAGGAACCGGCAAUAAAGAAUAUGAAGAAGAGAAAGCGAAGGAGAAACGAGAAUGGGAGUCGAAAAUGGGAAUUCAAGUGUAUUUUGCUGAAAAUACGAAUGAUUUGGAUAAGAAAAAAGAAUGGUAUGAAACUAUGCCAAUGAGAAAAGCACCGGAUAAACAAAAAACAAAGAAAUAUGAUGAGGAUUCAUUUGCGGAUCGGAGAAUUGAGAAGAGGAAACGAGAGGAUUCAGAUUCUGAAGUUGAGAAAAAGAAGAAGAAGAAAAAGCAUAAGAAAGAGAAGAAGAAAAAGAAGAAACAUCGGAAACAUCGAGAUUCUUCUGAAGAACGAGAAAUUGAAAAAGAAUAUGAAAAAGAAAAACGGAAACGAUUGGAAAUAUUAAGAGAUGAAAGAUUGAAGAGAGAAAGAAUGGAAUCGGCAAGAACUUAUGCACUUUUACAUCCAGAAGAGAUUAAGAGGGAAGAACAAUCGAAACGGCCAAAAUAUAAUUCACAGUUUAAUCCUGAACUUGCAAGGCGAUAA